Prunus armeniaca (apricot) is the source of this 174-nucleotide messenger RNA. The record is from the annotation of a GenBank genome assembly. NCBI's taxonomy places the organism in Eukaryota, Viridiplantae, Streptophyta, Magnoliopsida, Rosales, Rosaceae.
AUGGCAAAUUAUCCUGAUGAUGGGGUAAUUAGUGACACUAUGACAAGUAGUGAUGUAGUCGAGGAUCAAAAAGUUGAGAUGCGGCAGAACUUGACUGAACUUGAAGGUAGUGUUCAAGCAGCAAGGGACGAUGGUUUUGCUAAUGGGAGUACUACCAUUGAUUCUGUCGAAUGA